Molecule: messenger RNA, 1165 nt
Organism: Scomber scombrus (Atlantic mackerel)
Lineage: Eukaryota; Metazoa; Chordata; Actinopteri; Scombriformes; Scombridae
Gene: mrpl12
Product: mitochondrial ribosomal protein L12
Exons: 5
Coding region: 98-676 (192 amino acids)
Biological process (GO): translation; mitochondrial transcription
Cellular component (GO): mitochondrial large ribosomal subunit; ribosome
Molecular function (GO): structural constituent of ribosome
Source: RefSeq, a predicted model, not a curated record
CAUGUGCUUUUGAGGCAGAGUGACUGGAAGGAGACCAGGCUGUGACAAACCUAGCUGUUUUUUAAAGAAGGAGAAGCAGCUCCAAAUUAACGAAAGCAUGUACUGCACCAGACGCUGCCUCCGGACCGCGCUGCGGGUUGCGGCGAGCAUUAACCGGCAACAGCUUCAGCAGCAGACGCCAGCCCUGUGUGCUCUCAGACUUCUAAGGACCAGUCCAGCCACCCACUCAGAUGCCAUCGCCACCCCUCAAUUUGACGGAGCACCCAAACAGUAUUCCCCCAAAAUCCAACAGCUAGUCAAUGACAUAGCCAGCCUCACCUUGUUAGAGGUGUCAGACCUCAAUGAGCUCCUCAAGAAAACUCUGAAUAUUAAGGAUGUUGGAAUGAUGCCAAUGGCUGCAUCAGCUCCAGCUGGGGCUCAGGCCGCAGAAGAGGAAGAAGCACCAAUCAAGAAAGAGAAGACUCACUUCACAGUAAAACUGACAGAGCUAAAGGCAGCUGAAAAAGUCAAACUUAUAAAGGAAGUGAAGAAUUGCAUCCAAGGCUUGAACCUAGUGCAGGCUAAAAAACUAGUGGAGUCUCUUCCCCAGGAAAUCCGGGCCAACGUAUCCAAGGAAGAUGCAGAGAAACUGAAGGCAGCCCUGGAGGCAGCAGGUGGCACUGUGGUGCUAGAGUAGAGCAGCUGCCCUCCUACCCUGCUGCUCAUGCACUUCGUCCUUCAUUGUUCUUUUUCUUCAUUUUUUACACGACAAAGAAGACAGGAUGCCAGGAGAAAAGAUAACAAAAAAAAUGCCUUCUGCAAUGAAUACUGUCUUUUAACAGCGUCAGGUGUGGCGGUACAACUCAGACUGAACUUUCCAGGCACAGAGCCUGCACCAACAGCCGCCCCCGCUGUUUGCUUGUCCAUUUGCCUGCUCAUGUGUCUGUCUGAUACUUGUGUAGCAAACAAGCUACAUAAGUACUGGCCUGUGUGCAAAGUACGUAAGUUGGUCAUACUGUAUGUGUGUGUAUGUUAAUCUUUUCACAGAACUAAAGAUUAUACUGUAAGGACAUGGUUACCAUUACCUAUGAUGAAAAACACCAGAUAUGUGAUUCAGGGAAUGGCAGGGCUGAGUCCUUACAUUGCUUAUAGAAUUGUCGAUUAUGUGAUUAAAAUUUGAAAUAUC